GCGGCUAAGCUGGGUUGGGCCGGCCGACGGCGGGGAGGUGCUGGGUCUCCAGCUUCACUAGGUGGGUGGGUGGUAGGAAAGCAGGAGGGGGUGGCCGCGGCGGCCUUGGCUUCCCUCCGACUCUUCCCCCUCCUGAUAGGCGGACGAUGAAGAAGCUAUACAUCGGCAACCUGAGCCCGGCCGUGACUGCCGAGGAGCUCCGGCAGCUCUUCGGCGACAGGAAGUUGCCCCUCACCGGGCAGGUCCUGCUCAAGUCCGGCUACGCUUUCGUGGACUACCCGGACCAGAACUGGGCCAUCCGCGCCAUCGAAACUCUCUCCGGUAAAGCAGAGCUGCAUGGCAAAGUCAUGGAAGUGGAUUAUUCGGUCCCCAAAAAACUAAGAAGCAGGAAGAUUCAAAUCCGGAAUAUUCCUCCACAUUUACAGUGGGAGGUGCUAGAUGGUCUUUUAGCUCAACAUGGGACAGUAGAGAAUGUAGAACAAGUUAACACAGAAUCAGAGACAGCAGUUGUCAACGUUACAUAUGCAACAAAAGAAGAAGCAAAAGUAGCAAUUGAGAAGCUUAGUGGUCACCAGUUUGAGAACUAUUCCUUCAAGAUUUCCUACAUCCCAGACGACGAGGUGAGCUCCCCUCAGCCCCCCCAGAGAUCCCGGCGUGGGGGCCACUCUUCCAGGGAGCAGGGCCCCUCCCCUGGGGGCUCCUCGCAGCCCAAACAGCUCGAUUUCCCUCUACGGAUCCUGGUCCCCACGCAAUUUGUUGGUGCGAUCAUAGGAAAGGAGGGCUUGACCAUAAAGAACCUUACUAAGCAAACCCAGUCCAAGGUAGACAUUCAUCGGAAAGAGAAUGCUGGUGCUGCUGAGAAACCAAUAACCAUUCAUGCCACCCCUGAAGGGUGUUCGGAAGCAUGUCGCAUGAUACUUGAUAUUAUGCAGAAAGAGGCUGAAGAAACAAAAUCGGCUGAAGAGAUUCCUUUGAAAAUCUUAGCACACAACAGCUUAGUUGGAAGAUUGAUUGGCAAAGAAGGAAGAAACUUGAAGAAAAUUGAGCAAGAUACAGGGACCAAAAUCACUAUUUCUCCUUUGCAGGAUUUAACCAUUUAUAACCCUGAAAGAACCAUCACUGUGAAGGGUACGAUUGAGGCCUGUACCAAUGCUGAAGUAGAGAUAAUGAACAAACUGCGGGAAGCCUAUGAGAAUGACGUGGUAGCAAUCAAUCAACAAGCCAAUCUCAUCCCUGGACUUAAUCUCAAUGCAUUGGGCAUCUUCUCAACAGGUUUAUCCAUGCUUCCCUCAGGAGCUGCAGCCCGUAGACCUGCUAUUACUGCUCCCUACAACCCUUUUGCUAGCCAAGCAGCAUACCUUUCGGGCCUUAAUGGAGCCUCGCUGACUGGCACAUAUCCCCAUCUGCACUCCUUGCCAGAGCAAGAAGUGGUGAAUUUGUUCAUCCCAACACAGGCAGUAGGUGCCAUUAUUGGAAAAAAGGGCCAACACAUUAAGCAGCUAGCAAGAUUUGCAGGUGCUUCAAUCAAGAUUGCACCAGCUGAGAGUCCAGAUGCCAGUGAGAGGAUGGUUAUAAUUACAGGGGCCCCAGAAGCACAAUUCAAGGCCCAAGGACGGAUAUUUGGAAAACUGAAAGAAGAAAACUUUUUCAAUCCAAAAGAAGAAGUGAAGCUUGAAGCUCACAUCAAGGUGCCUUCUUCUGCUGCAGGUCGGGUGAUAGGAAAAGGUGGCAAAACAGUGAAUGAACUACAGAAUUUAACUAGUGCAGAAGUAAUUGUACCACGUGACCAAACUCCUGAUGAAAACGAGGAAGUUGUUGUCAAAAUAAUUGGUCACUUCUUUGCCAGUCAGACUGCUCAGCGCAAGAUCAGGGAAAUUGUCCAGCAAGUGAAACAGCAGGAACAGAAACAUCCACAAGGCACCCCGGCCUCGCAGCGCAGCAAAUGAGGCUGCAGGGUGCUAGUCAGCAACAACUGAUGAAUGUAGCCCUUCCAACACCUGAUAGAAUCACCGGACCAGGGAGCAAACCAAAGACUAUCUGACGGCAUCCAAGUCUGCCCAAGAGGCUGGGGCUCUACAGAGGACAUCCAGUACCCAGGGAGUGGGAAGGGAUGGGCUUCAGCCAGCAGAAACUGCCUCUCUCACCCCAUAGUCUCAUGGAGUCUCUCUAACAGUACAACGCUAUCCCUUUAGUUGGACUAACAUAGGCAGAAAUUUUUUGCAAAAAUUUUCUGUACAUGUAUGUACAUACUAGGAAAGCAUUUUUUACACAGUGCAUGAGCUGCUGCACCAGAUAGCAUUAAUAUAUUUUAGAAUUAAUCUAGCUAACUAAACUAACUCCAGUCUUUAAUUUUUUAACAAUUACAAUUUUUUUUAAGAAAAAGCCAGCUUUUCUAGACUAAAAUUUAAAGGCUAGUCCGUUGUGGGUUUCUAACAGAAAGUAGGAGGGGGACGUAGGAUAGCCAGAACAAAAUUGAAAUGAGACUCAAAGGUGAACAAUACUUUGAAGGACUUCAGGAUGAUUAAUGGUAGCAGCACACCAUCAAAGAUUGCCUGUAAGUGCCAACAGAAGGGAUACCGUCUUGUUAGCAGAGGAAUCUCUAUGCAUUUCUUUCUCCAGCUCAUGUGAUCUUCUCUUUGCUUCACAGAUCUCAAACUGGUUUUGCAUACAGUCUCUCAUUUUGUACCAGGGUGCAAUCCUCCAAGUACAUGCGCAUGUGUACGUGUGUGUGUGUAUAUAUAUAUAUAUAUAUAUAUGUAUGUGUGUAUGUAUGUAUGUAUGUAUGUAUACAUACACACAGUGUAUGUGUGUAUGUGCUAUAUAUACACACAGACACACACAAAAUGCCAAGCUUUAUAUCAGUUUCCUGAAAGGGUGGGGGAGGGGAAAACUUUUACCCUGCUUACAGGAAAAUAGAGCACACUUGGUACUUUUGCAUGCAGAAUGCUGCCACCAAUACUUUGGGAAAUGGAUUUUUAAAAUGGGAUUAACAAGAGGGUGUUGGCCCAGGGCAUGAAAAUUGCAACUUUUUUCAAAAAAAGAAAAAAAAAGAAACAAACUACCUCAGGUGUUUUCAUACCUCAGCACCUUGCUCUUGUGUGUCCCUUUUUGAGAUUUUGUAUGCCUUGUAAAACUGAGAGUUGGAGCAUUUUUUUAUUUUUUUAAUAAAACUGAGUUGGAAAUAAAUUUAGACAAAAGACAGCUGCCAGGUGGAAGAAAACAUCAUUCUGUAUGAUGAUUAUUCUGUAUUAUUCUUCUGCUAGAUGUGAGUCAAUAACCUUCAAACAUAGUAAUAAUAAAAAUAGAAGUGCAAGAGACACUGGAGUAGAACUCCUGAGUUUGACAGGUUAAACACACUAUUAGAGUUUUUCUGUGCUAACAGAUGGAUGUUAUACUGGUUCUGUGAACAUGCCAUUGUACCAUCAGGUUGAAACACCAGUUUUCUCUACUUUAAACAGUGUUCUGUGGAAAAGCAAACAAAAAAACAAAAACAAAAUACAUCCAGCUAACAAGA
Molecule: messenger RNA, 3514 nt
Organism: Ahaetulla prasina
Lineage: Eukaryota; Metazoa; Chordata; Lepidosauria; Squamata; Colubridae
Gene: IGF2BP2
Product: insulin like growth factor 2 mRNA binding protein 2
Exons: 16
Coding region: 147-1946 (599 amino acids)
Biological process (GO): regulation of gene expression; nervous system development
Cellular component (GO): cytoplasm; cytosol; nucleus
Molecular function (GO): mRNA 3'-UTR binding
Source: RefSeq, a predicted model, not a curated record